Molecule: messenger RNA, 566 nt
Organism: Ilyonectria robusta
Lineage: Eukaryota; Fungi; Ascomycota; Sordariomycetes; Hypocreales; Nectriaceae
Exons: 2
Coding region: 216-497 (93 amino acids)
Source: RefSeq, a predicted model, not a curated record
CGCUUGCCUUUCCCCCGAUCCCACAGGUGAGCCCAAUCCCCUCCCACCCAGUCCACACCGUAAUCCGGCGUAAGUGCAAUCGUUCUGGCAGAAUGGUUUACACUAACCUUGACCCAGGCUCACUCAGUUGGAUUCUUCCAGUGCGAGACGGUAUACCUUGCUCAGGCGGCUCAAACGAAGCCCUCCGUAGAUGGAUCGUGUGUGGUCUGGGGUAGAUGUGCUCCGUGUUGAGCUACCUGACGAAGAUCCUCAAGGCGGGCCACGCUACUUCAGCCGGAUGCAGGUGCUUUCCUUGGCCAUCUGGAAGUCGCUCUCCUGCGAGUUCCAAAGGAGUCCAUGUGCGCACUUUCGGGUGCCCUGUCCCGAUCCGACGUCCGCCUUGGAGCUGUGCGAUUGGGACCGGCCAUUGGAAGGAAAACUGCAAAGGAGGAAGUUCGAGACUAGGCCGCACCAAGGUUACGCAGUCGGGGCUUCGCGGUGUCCCAUUAAACCAUUAGAAGCGGCCUCCUUGCGUCAGGUUCGUUCUCAUCCUCCGCGAGGCGACGGACGGAUGGAUGUGGCCGAGG